ACCCGGCCUCCGCCUCUCAGUCCGCUGAGCGCCGGCGGUCACCUGGGGCUCGCGGGGCAGCCGGAUCGCGGCCGGGCCGGCGCUCUCACCGCGGAGGUGGGAGACGGGGCCCUAACGCCAGGUGCCGGGAGCCGUCUGGGAGCGUGGCCGUCCCGCGCCUCUCCGCGCCGGAGGAUGCGGGAGCGCAUCUGGGCGCCGCUGCCGCUGCUGCCGCUGCUGCGCCCCCCGGCGCCGGCCCCGCGGCUGAGCUGCCCUUCUUCCGCGCACUGCUGGAACGGGCGCGCUGCUACCGGAGCUGCCAGAGCCAGCGCCUCGGGGGCCCCGCGUCCCGCCACCGCGUCAGCGAGGAUGUGCGCAGCGACUUCCAGCGCAGAGUGCCCUACAACUACCUGCAGCGGGCCUACAUCAAGCUUAACCAGCUGGAAAAGGCGGUGGAAGCAGCUCACACAUUUUUCAUGGCCAACCCUGAGCACAUGGAAAUGCAGCAGAACAUCGAGAAUUACAGAACGAUGGCGGGCGUCGAAGCACUCCAGUUGGUAGAUCUAGAAGCCAAACCACAUCUGGAAAGUUACAGUGCAGGAGUUAAACAUUAUGAGGCUGAUGACUUUGAGCUUGCUAUCAAGUACUUUGAGCAAGCUCUAAGGGAAUAUUUCAGUGAAGAUACGGAGUGCAGAGCCCUGUGCGAGGGGCCUCAGAGAUUUGAAGAGUAUGAAUACUUAGGGUACAAAGCUGGUCUCUAUGAAGCCAUUGCAGAUCACUACAUGCAGGUGCUGGUCUGUCAGCACGAAUGCGUGAGGGAACUUGCCACUCGCCCAGGCCGCCUCUCUCCGAUUGAGAACUUUCUUCCCCUGCAUUAUGACUACCUACAGUUUGCCUAUUAUCGAGUUGGUGAGUAUGUGAAAGCCUUGGAGUGCGCCAAGGCCUAUCUUCUCCUCCAUCCGGAUGAUGAGGAUGUCCUAGACAAUGUGGAUUACUAUGAGAGUCUCCUGGAUGACAGCAGUGACCCAGCAUCCAUUGAGGCUAGAGAGGAUUUGGCAAUGUUCGUGAAGCGUCAUAAAAUGGAAUCAGAACUAAUAAAAUCAGCCGCAGAGGGUCUGGGAUUUUCAUACACAGAACCGAAUUAUUGGAUCCGAUAUGGAGGACGACAAGAUGAGAAUCGGGUCCCUUCAGGAGUGAACGUGGAAGGGGCAGAAGUUCACGGAUUGUCAAUGGGGAAAAAGUCAUCACCCAAGAUAGAUGGAGACUUAAGAGAGGGUGGCCCUCUGCUCUAUGAGAACAUCACGUUUGUCUAUAACUCGGAGCAGCUGAACGGGACCCAGCGGGUUCUUCUGGAUAACGUCCUGUCAGAAGAACAGUGCCGGGAGCUCCACAGCGUGGCCAGUGGAAUCAUGCUCGUUGGUGAUGGAUACAGAGGAAAAACUUCACCCCAUACACCCAAUGAGAAGUUUGAAGGUGCAACCGUACUGAAAGCACUCAAAUUUGGUUAUGAAGGCCGAGUCCCACUGAAGAGUGCCCGUCUGUUUUAUGACAUCAGUGAGAAGGCUCGAAAGAUCGUAGAAUCCUAUUUCAUGCUGAACUCAACCCUGUAUUUUUCCUAUACACACAUGGUCUGCAGAACCGCCCUGUCUGGUCAGCAAGAUAGAAGAACUGACCUCAGUCAUCCCAUCCAUGCUGACAACUGCCUGUUGGAUCCUGAGGCCAACGAAUGCUGGAAGGAGCCUCCUGCUUACACCUUCCGGGACUACAGUGCUCUCCUGUAUAUGAACGAUGACUUUGAAGGAGGGGAAUUCAUUUUCACGGAGAUGGAUGCCAAGACUGUGACCGCUUCUAUCAAACCAAAGUGUGGGCGUAUGAUCAGCUUCUCGUCUGGAGGAGAGAACCCGCAUGGAGUGAAGGCGGUCACCAAGGGCCAGAGGUGUGCCGUGGCUCUGUGGUUUACCUUGGACCCACUCUAUAGAGAAUUGGAGCGAAUACAGGCUGAUGAAGUGAUCGCCAUCCUGGAUCGGGAACAACAAGGGAAGCAUGAACUGAAUAUCAACCCCAAAGAUGAGCUAUAAAAACGAGGGAAAGAAAAGAUCUAUCAGAUAUUUAUUUAAAUUGUUAAUCUUAUGAGAACCUUUUUAUUUUUGUACAGAGCCACGGUAUAAAUUAACAGGUUAAUUCGAGUCACCAGAUCCCCCUUCUGUUCCUGAGGAUGCUCGCUUUGCCUCAUUCAGCGUUUCUCAUCAGGUCCUCUCCUCCCUUCCCCUCCACACACACUCACACACGCACAUGUGCACGUUGUUUGUGCAGAUGCGAAAGCUCUAGCAGAAAGAAUAAGUUCAUUCUUGGCAAAACUACACCUCUCCUGUGCGCUCCAGUUCUAAAGUUAGCAUGCGAUUUGGACUCAGAAGCCUUUCUGGCCCUGUGCCCUUCACCAACACCCUCUCCCAGUGCGGGGGCGAUGAGCUGGAGUCCGGGGAGCCCCCCGUGGGGUCAGCACCGGCUUGCAUGUCCCUGAUCUGCGGGAAGAACACUGCAGGAGAUGGUGGGGCCCGGCCUUUCUAGGGCCUCGGUGGAGUUACUGGCCCUGGUAUUUUCACCUGAGCACAGACUUACACUGGAAGCUGCGAGUCCUCCUCCACAGUGUUCCAGAAAGGACUGCCCUAAGACUGGUGUCUUUAAAAACCGUUGUUGGGGGGGUUGAAGUAGAAAAACUCUUCACCCCGGUGCCUUUGGAAGAAAAUCUUCAGUCCCACCUGAAUCGGGGCACCACCGACACAUUGCCUGAGUGUGGGGUCCAAUGGUGAGAAAAAUGGAUUUCGGAGUAAUUCCCAUCUUCGGCCGCGUGUAUUUUGGUGUCCCCUCGUCUUUGCUGCUAUCCAGUUCACAGAUUUAUGCUUGUGUCUGAUUGUUGAAUACAGGGAGCCUGAUUCUAA
This is a messenger RNA of Ailuropoda melanoleuca (giant panda), 2918 nucleotides long. It is a transcript of the gene P3H2, whose product is annotated as prolyl 3-hydroxylase 2. Lineage: Eukaryota; Metazoa; Chordata; Mammalia; Carnivora; Ursidae. The transcript is spliced from 15 exons. The coding region runs from base 456 to 2057 and encodes 533 amino acids. Gene Ontology annotation, biological process: collagen metabolic process. Gene Ontology annotation, molecular function: L-ascorbic acid binding; procollagen-proline 3-dioxygenase activity; protein binding. Gene Ontology annotation, cellular component: endoplasmic reticulum. The record is from RefSeq and is a predicted model, not a curated record.